AUGCGUGUAUCCAAGGAAAUGCGAGAGUUUAUGGAAAAUCAGGAUGUGAACCCACUGAAGAGUAUGAAACUUUUGAUCAUUCAGAUUCCAAUAUUCUUGUCCGUGUUCGCGGGAAUUCGUGGAAUGACCUCGGUGCCUGUUCCCAGUAUGCGAGAAGGUGGUUUGGCCUGGUUUACUGAUCUCACUGUUCCUGAUCCGUUUUACGCAUUACCACUGAUCAGUAUGGGAUCCAUUCUACUUAUGUUCGAGACUGGAGCUGACAUGUCCACGCAAGCAAUGACUCCCACUGUGCGCACAAUCAUGCGUGUGUUCCCAUGCAUCGGAUUUUUCAUGGUUAUGAAUAUGCCAUCUGCUCUUCUCUGGUACUGGACUGUGAGUAACCUGAUUUCCGUGUCUCAAGCGAUGCUUCUUCGUGUACCGGCUGUCCGAGCGUGGUUUAAGCUACCUGAAGUGAAUAAGCCACCACCAACCUUGGUAAAGAAGCGCGGAUUCGUUGAGGGUUUUCGUGAAACGAUGACGAAUUCAAAACUUCUAGCGGAGCUGGAAUCACGUGAACGAUUGGAUGCCAAGUCAUGGCAAAAAGCUGGUCGAGCGGCUAUUCCCCGUACCUAUGCGUAUGAUCCAACCAAACCUCCUCCAAUUCGAACCAAAGGCACUGUUGUGGGCAAUCCCACCGUGGAUCGGAAGGUGGCUUCUGGGAAAAGCUGA
This is a messenger RNA of Echinostoma caproni, 708 nucleotides long. Lineage: Eukaryota; Metazoa; Platyhelminthes; Trematoda; Plagiorchiida; Echinostomatidae. The record is from the annotation of a GenBank genome assembly.